CAGGUAGGUAGAUAGAUAGAAGCUCCAAAAUAAGGAGGAGAAAAAACAAUAAUGGGGAGGGGAAAAACAGUGAUGAGAAAGAUAGAAAAUACAACAAGUAGACAAGUAACAUUUUCAAAGAGAAGAAAUGGUUUACUAAAGAAAGCAUCUGAACUUUCUGUACUAUGUGAUGCUGAAAUUGCUCUUAUCGUCUUCUCAUCAACAGGAAAACUCUAUGAAUUCUCCAGCACUACCAGUAUGCAAAAGACGAUCGAGCGCUACCAGAAGUACAAUAAAGAGGUACAAGAAAAUUCACAGCAAUUGAAAUAUGAAGCUGCAAACCUCGCAAAGGAGAUUGAGAAUCUCCAAACCUCGCAAAGGAAGCUAAUGGGAGAAAGCUUAGAAUCUUGCUCCGUUGACGAAUUGCAGACAGCUGAGACUCAGUUGGAGAUGAGCCUACUUAAUAUUAGAACUAAAAAGAAUCAGUUAUAUAGGGAACAGAUUGAGCAACUAAAACAACAGCACAUGACAUUUCAGGAAGAGCAGCUAUUAGAAGAGAAUGAAGUUUUAUGGGAGAAGUGUCGGUCUCGACAAUGGGAACAACAGAACCAACAGACAGAAAUGGCACUACCUUAUGAAACUAGUCCAAAUUCUCAAGAGGUGGAAACUAAGCUACAAAUUGGCAGGCCUGAAAGAAGGUGACAUAAUGUUGUUAUACAACUCCA
Molecule: messenger RNA, 704 nt
Organism: Papaver somniferum (opium poppy)
Lineage: Eukaryota; Viridiplantae; Streptophyta; Magnoliopsida; Ranunculales; Papaveraceae
Product: MADS-box protein SOC1-like
Exons: 8
Coding region: 52-681 (209 amino acids)
Biological process (GO): positive regulation of transcription by RNA polymerase II
Cellular component (GO): nucleus
Molecular function (GO): DNA-binding transcription factor activity, RNA polymerase II-specific; RNA polymerase II cis-regulatory region sequence-specific DNA binding; protein dimerization activity
Source: RefSeq, a predicted model, not a curated record